Messenger RNA from Octodon degus (degu), 2501 nucleotides. It is a transcript of the gene Atl3, whose product is annotated as atlastin GTPase 3. The record is from RefSeq and is a predicted model, not a curated record. Bases 274 to 1896 code for a protein of 540 amino acids. Gene Ontology annotation, molecular function: GTPase activity; GTP binding. Gene Ontology annotation, biological process: endoplasmic reticulum organization; protein homooligomerization. The transcript has 13 exons. NCBI's taxonomy places the organism in Eukaryota, Metazoa, Chordata, Mammalia, Rodentia, Octodontidae.
CGCGCACAGGCGCCGGGCGGUGGCGGGAUUCGGCCGCGUGCGCUUUCCCGCCCCAGCUUUCGGAGCCCUUGCCACGCCCCGGGCUGCCGAUGGCUUCUUGUCUCGGCAGGCAGGGCUUUCCGCUCCCUCGCGCCUCCGCAAGCUCCUCCCUUCACCAGUUUCUUUGGGAGCCGGGGCCCCGCCCGUUUCCCGCCUCCGGGCCCCUAUUCGUCUCCGCCCUAGCCCGCCCCUCUCCUCCGCGCCCGGGCUGCUUCUGCUGAAGGCGGAGGCUCCAUGUUGUCCCCUCAGCGAGCGGUAGCGGCUUCCUCGAGAGGAGCAGGUGAUGCCAUGGAGAGUGGAAGGCCUGGGCCAGUGCAAGUUGUUUUGGUUCACAAAGACCAACAUUCCUUUGAGCUAGAAGAGAAAGCCUUGGCCAGCAUCCUCCUACAGGACCAUGUCCGAGAUCUUGAUGUUGUGGUGGUGUCUGUGGCUGGUGCCUUCCGCAAGGGCAAGUCCUUCAUUCUGGAUUUCAUGCUCCGAUAUUUAUAUUCUCAGAAGGAAGGUGGUCAUUCAAAUUGGUUGGGUGACCCAGAAGAACCACUAACAGGAUUUUCAUGGAGGGGAGGUUCUGACCCAGAAACCACCGGGAUUCAGAUCUGGAGUGAAGUUUUCAUCGUGGAGAAGCCGGCAGGGGAGAAGGUUGCAGUUGUUCUAAUGGAUACCCAGGGGGCAUUUGACAGUCAGUCAACUGUGAAAGACUGUGCAACCAUCUUUGCUCUGAGUACCAUGACUAGUUCUGUUCAGAUAUACAAUUUGUCCCAGAACAUUCAGGAAGAUGAUCUUCAGCAGCUGCAGCUCUUCACAGAAUAUGGUCGUCUGGCAAUGGAUGAAAUUUUCCAAAAACCCUUCCAGACACUCAUGUUUCUGGUUCGAGACUGGAGUUUCCCUUAUGAAUACAGCUAUGGACUACAAGGAGGGAUGGCAUUUUUGGAUAAACGUUUACAGGUGAAAGAACAUCAACAUGAAGAAAUUCAGAAUGUCCGAAAUCACAUUCACUCAUGUUUCUCCGAUGUCACCUGUUUUCUCUUACCACAUCCAGGACUCCAAGUAGCCACAAGCCCUGACUUUGAUGGAAAAUUGAAAGAUAUUGCUGGUGAUUUCAAAGAGCAGUUGGAGGCACUGAUACCAUACGUAUUAAACCCAUCUAAGUUAAUGGAAAAGGAGAUCAAUGGUUCAAAGGUCACCUGCCGGGGACUGUUGGAGUAUUUUAAGGCAUAUAUUAAAAUUUAUCAAGGAGAAGAUCUGCCUCACCCCAAAUCCAUGCUUCAGGCUACUGCUGAAGCCAACAAUUUGGCAGCUGCAGCCUCUGCCAAGGAUGUUUAUUACAACAACAUGGAAGAGGUUUGCGGGGGAGAGAAGCCUUAUUUGUCUCCAGACAUUUUAGAGGAGAAGCACUGUGAAUUCAGACAGCUUGCUCUGGACCAAUUUAAGAAGACCAAAAAGAUGGGUGGGAAGGAUUUCAGUUUUCGUUAUCAGCAGGAACUGGAGGAGGAAAUUAAAGAACUCUAUGAAAACUUCUGCAAGCACAAUGGAAGCAAGAAUGUCUUCAGCACCUUCCGAACCCCUGCGGUGCUGUUCACAGGCAUUGUGGCUUUGUAUAUAGCCUCUGGCCUCACUGGCUUUGUUGGUCUUGAGGUUGUGGCCCAGCUGUUCAACUGCAUGGUUGGACUGCUGCUAAUAGCACUCCUCACCUGGGGGUACAUCAGGUAUUCCGGUCAAUAUCGUGAGCUGGGUGGAGCUAUUGACUCUGGUGCAGCGUAUGUGUUGGAGCAGGCUUCUGCUCACAUCGGCAAUCCAGCUCAGGCUGCUGUGAGAGAUGCAGCGGCUGGGCGAUCCGCAGAUAGAAAAGCUCAGUAGCCUUAUCAUGAGGACCCAGCAAGAGACUGACCAGCCGAGAACCUCAGUUUCUGCCACGGCCACAGGUCCAGGUCUAGAGGAACAGCAGGCCUGGGACCAUCCAUGCAGCGCUGCAACAGGACACUGUAAUAAAUGAACUGUCCUCUCCUGUGGCUUCAGAUUCUUAAACAUGCUUCCUUUUCUGUUGGAGGCAUUCCUUUUCUUUGCUGUUAGAUCCAAACUUAGAUUUAUUUCCAUAUUACUCUCUGCUUUGUGCACUUUAUGGGCGAAAAAGCUAAAGGAGAAAACGGAAAUGCAGCUUUUAAGUCUCUUAUGUGCCACUUAGUGCCUUUUCAGACAAAAUACAUGCUUUUUGUGGACCUGGAGGGAAGGGAUGGCGGAUAACCUCAUGAAAUAUGCUGUCUAGAAGUGAAACUUGUCAGUUCUUUUACACUUCUUGAGAAGAAUUCCUUUUUAAAAAGUUUACAAAACUUGGAAAAACUUCAGAGCUAAAGAUUAACUGAAAAUUAAUUGUACCUUAAAGAUCUUACUUGUAAUGUUGGUAUGUGUUUGUUAUAUAAUGUGGUAAAAUCAUAUGUUAAUGUACCAUACCUGAUACGCUGGCA